UGACUUCUCUUCUUCUGCCCAAACCCAGAAGACAGCGGGGACGAGACGGAGACUUGUUGGAGACUUCAAACUCACCGAAAGAAAAUACAGCUUAUAAGAACCAUCACUGUUGCUCUAGAGUACCUGUCACAUAUAUAUAUAUAUAUAUUUAAAAAAAAAAUCUAUAUAUAUAUUUCCACAUUUGAACUAAUACGCAAGUAUGUCCUGGCAAAGCUACGUGGAUAACCUGAUGGACGAUGGCAGCUGCCAGGACGCCGCCAUUGUUGGUUACACGGACGCCAAAUAUGUCUGGGCAUCGUUUCCCGGUGGUACAUUUGCUAACAUAACGGCUGAAGAAAUCGACGUCAUCAUAGGACAAGACCGAGAAGCGUUCUUCUGCCGUGGGCUGACCCUAGGCCAAAAGAAAUGCUCCGUCAUCAGAGACAGCCUCAUCACCGACGGGGACUGGACAAUGGACAUCAGGACAAAGAGUCAAGGAGGAGAGCCCACAUAUAACGUUUCCAUAGGCAAAACCAACAAAGUGUUGGUUUUUGUCAUGGGAAAGGAAGGUGUCCAUGGAGGACAGCUCAACCAGAAAGCGCAUACACUGGCUGACUACCUGAGGAAGACUUCAAACUAAAGCAGCAUCGGCCCAGCCACCUAGCAGCUCACCCAUAACACACACUUCCAGUUCUAGUUGAUAGUUGCUUACUUUUCUCCCCAGACCCUCCUUUUGUUUCCCCCCUUUCUCUUGUUCUUUCCCAGUCAUCUUGAUGCAUUCACACUGUGUGUACUCAAUCCCAUUCUAGCACUGUUGCACCAUAGUAAAAAAAAAAAAAAAAGAGCAUGUUGUUAACAGGACAUUGUGACAAAUCUAUACUUGUUUAAAAAAAAACUUUAAAAAAAAAAACAACCUUGCACCAUUCUGGCCAAUGCUCAGUGGAAAAAAUAAUAAUUUGAAGGAAACCUAAAAUUGAUGAACUGAGAUUUCGUGUGAUGGUGCCCCGGAAGUUCACUCUUGAGCAGCCGAUGCCUUUGGAGCACUUGAGCUGUAACCAAGCUCAUUGUCUUCCUUUUCUAGAGCAUGUUUUUUUUUUUGGGGGGGGGGGUCAUGCAUAUCUUCGAGGCUACUGAAAUACUGUUCCCUCUGCCCCCUCCCUGUAACUCCUGCCAAAUGUCUGUAGCUCCUUCCCCCUCUUCCUGUUUGUCCAUAGGUGCCACUACAUCAGUACACGGGAGGAACACUCCAUUAACCAAUCACUAUACCCUAAAGUCCCCUGUAUCUCCCUCUCUGAGCCACACAACUCUACCGGACGGACGGACGGGGGGGGUUGCCCUUCAAUGCAGUCAUGGCAGGCUUAUCAGUUCUGGUAUUGAUUGAGUCAGAAGGCAAAACCGACAUGUUUGAUGCAGGCGGAAUCUCUUCCAUGUCCUCUUCAUGACUACAUGAACCCCAUCAUGGACAUUCCAUCGUUACAAUGGCUCAGACACUUAACUGUUUGCCAGCUCCUGUAAUGCAUUUCCUUUAUUUUUUUUUAAAGGCUGCCAUUUUGGACAGUAGAUACAUCCAGUUUGACGUUUUUCAUAGGACCAAUUUUAGUGACAGCUUUGGGUGUAUAUAUAUAUAUAUAUAUACAAUUGCUCUAAAUCAUUGUGAAAGGAUGCCUUCUAGCCUCAUCUUUCCCGCUGAAGGCAAAACAACAUCUUUCUGUUGAAGGCACAAGGAAGGAAGGGAGGGUUUGCGGUGGAUGAAAUCGAGCGGUCAUAAUUUGACAACUUCAGAUCAGAUUUUUUUUUUUUAUUAAAGAAAUGAAUUACUGCAUUUCUAGACCCAUGCUGUGUGAAGAAACGACUGUGGAAUAAAUGGCCUUGUACUCGUGUUCAACUAAGAUAUGGUGUCUUUUCAAGCUCUGUACUUAAAAUGUAAUGUCCAAUUUGAAAAGAACUUUAAAAAAUAAUAAUAUAUAUAUAUAUAAAGUAGAAAUUACACAAUUGAUAUGGGAGACGGGAUUGGUUGGAAUAAAAACUCUUUGAUUGUCUUGUGGAAACUUGUAUACCAAAGCUGUGUAUCCUGUACCAUUAAUGUUGAAACAUCGAUUUCUAUUGGAUGAUGGAAUUUUAACAGCAUGCCCGGGAAGGAGUCAUUUCAUUGGCACUUUUUUUAGUUUUUUUUUUUGCAUCAGUGCCAAUGUUCAGGCCUUGUGGGGUGUGUGUGUGUACUAAUUAAAAACUUCAUUUGCUGACUUUCUUUCCCGACACUACUUUUCUUACACUUGGGAUAGUCUCUUUAACACUUCAUAUGCAUAAACCAAGAAAUGCCAUAAAUAAAUGUAUCACCUUGUUUACAGACAGAUCAAAUAAAUUCCAACCAGA
Molecule: messenger RNA, 2352 nt
Organism: Oncorhynchus tshawytscha (Chinook salmon)
Lineage: Eukaryota; Metazoa; Chordata; Actinopteri; Salmoniformes; Salmonidae
Product: profilin-2-like
Exons: 3
Coding region: 200-619 (139 amino acids)
Biological process (GO): positive regulation of actin filament bundle assembly; regulation of actin filament polymerization; actin cytoskeleton organization
Cellular component (GO): cytoplasm
Molecular function (GO): actin binding
Source: RefSeq, a predicted model, not a curated record